UCUUGUGUUUCAAGCCUGUUGGCUCUCCAACGAGGCCUCACACAGCUCUGCCCGCUGCACCUUGAAUGGCGUGAGUUUGCCUACCGCGUUGUGUGCUCUUUGCUGACUCGCCGCAGUGCGCGGGAGGCGGAUUGCCAGCAGGAGCGGCGAGGCGAGGCGGCGAGGGCAGGGCGGCGGUGCGAUGAUGCGAUGGGUGGAACACGCCUCUACCAUGGCCUCGGGCGACCCGCCCUCCGCUAGAAGCGGGCACGUGGCGGUGCUGGUGAAGCGGAGCAAGCUGGUGCUCUUCGGGGGGCUGCAAGACAAGGACUUCCUGGACGACGUGCUCGUACUCGAUACAGUGACCAACGAGUGGACUCGCCCCGUGCAGGCAGGCGCAGGGGAGGCGGGGCACGGGGAUCGGGAGGGGCAGGGGGGCAAGGAGGGCAAGGAAGGGGAGGGGACAGGGCAGGGGGAAGGUGGUGGUGGGGGAGCCGGAGGCAAGGGGGAAGGAGAUGGGGCGAGGGGAGGAGGUAGCGAGGGGGAGGGCGGAGGUCGGCCGUGUGCACGUGCGUUCCAUGCAGCUGCGGCCAUAGAGGGGGGCAACCUGUUCGUGUUCGGUGGACGCACUGGCAAAAAGAGACUUGGUGACUUCUGGAUGCUUGACACUGACACAUGGCAGUGGGCGCAGCUGCCAUGUGGCGGCACUCCUCCAUGCCCCCGUGACUUCGCCUCGCUCGUUGCCUUCGGCUCCUCUCGCCUCAUCCUCCAUGGAGGAUGGGACGGCACCCGCUUUCUCAAUGACACCUACAUCCUCGAUACAAUGUCCCUGGAGUGGCAGCAAGUGCUGGUGCCUCUACCUGCGAGCCUGCCCCCUCCGCGCUGCGGCCACACCGCUGCUGUCUUCAACAACCGGCUGCUCGUGUUCGGAGGCAGGGGGACAGGGGGCGCCAUGUUGAAUGACUUGUGGACGCUCAAAGGAAUCGAUGCGCCCUUUGCGCCUCAGCCACAAUUGCCAGGCACGGAGGCCAUUCAGGGCCACUGGACGCAGCUGAAGCUCCCUGGAAACAUUCCCUCUGCCAGAUGUGGCCACAGCGGCACCCUCACUCGCACACAGAUGCUGGUGUUCGGUGGUCACUGCCAGGCGGGAUGGCUCACACGCACUGACAUGUAUGCCAACGACAUCGCGUACAUCGAUAGAGCCACCGUGCAAUGGAAGCAGCUGACCACAGCAGGGGGGCCGCCAGCCCCAAGGGCGUAUCACACCGUGACAGCUGUUGGCUCGCGAUUCGUGUGCGUGGGGGGCUUUGAUGGGAAGACCACGUUUGGGGACGUCUGGUGGCUCGUGCCGGCAGACGACCCGUGGGCGGUGCGGGACGAGCAGCUGUGCAGCAAGCGGGUGGCCCUGGAAGCAGCCAUCCGCCAGGCGUCAGCCGUCGCAGGCGGCAUGGCCUCGCCCUCCCUCGCCCCUGCCCCUGCUGUUGCCGCCUCCGCCCUGCCCGCGCCCACAUUCGGCCUACUGCCCUCAUCUGCAGCGGCAGCGGCGGCAGCGUCAGCAGCAGCAUCAGCGGCGCGGCGGUUCAACGACAGCCUGGUGGCGCAGAUCCUGGCGCCCGCUGCCUCCGCCGCUGCUGCCGCUGCCACCGUGGUGGUAGACGCUGCUGGGGCCGUGGGGGCUGAACUCAACAAGGCCGCCGAGGAGCGCGAGCUCCUGCACCAGCUGUCGGACCUGCAUCGCCGCGUGGGCCUCAAGUCCCCCUCCCUCGCCUCCUCCGCCGCCUCCCACGCGCCUGCCUCGUCCCUGCCGUCGCUGCCACUGGCGGGGCCUGCUGUGGACGACGCUGCUCUGGUGCACCUGGGUAGGCAGGUCAUGGGGCGCGCAGGGGAAGCAGGCAGCGCGGCCAGCACAGGCGGUAUGGGUGACACGGCGGACAGAGGGGUGACUGAUGAGGCUGGUGCAGGGGGGAUGGGGGAAUCAGCAGGAGACGAUGUGGCAGGGGGGGCAGGGUCGGGGGAGGGGGAGGGGCUAGGGGGCGAAGAGAAGGUGGGGAGAGAAGCAGAAGGCGGCGGAGUGGUGGCAGGUGGUGCGGGGCGUGCAUCCAGCAGUCCAUCUGUGGGCAUCAGCAAGGCAGCAGCGGUGGAGGCAGCGCGUGCGCAUCUGGUGCGGUGUGAGGCGGCAGCGCUGCGCAUGAGAGACGUUGCAGUCAUGCUCGCAGACUACCAGCGCCAGGUCGCCAUCGCACUCAGGCACGAGUCAACGGACACAGUGGACUGCCCCCCACCUGUGCAUGUCCUGUACCACCUGCGGUCAGCCAACCAGCUGCGGCUGUCAGACGUGCCUCGCCUGCAGUUUGCCUACUCACAGCUGCUGCACUCCAAUCACGCAAUCUCGCACACCAACACCUGAAUCCGCACGCCAUCAGUGCUGCAUGCACCACGGGCCUUCUCAGCUUCCACAAGGGUGUCCUCCUGUAUUGGUAGACGCACCGAGGGCUGAUUUUAUCAGACUAUUUAGUCUGAUUAGUCUGAAAUUUCAGACCCUUUUUUAUGCCAAACCUGAAUUUCCAGAUAACCCAUUUUCCCAAUCCUGAUCACUUCAGAGUACGAUUCUAGGGAUCCUGAGAAAAUCAGAGUUGUCGCUAACCCAGUACUGAGUUUCCAGAGCACAGCGCGUACAGACCCUGAAACAUAUUAACUGUACCCUAUUACCAACCUUUG
Closterium sp. NIES-67 is the source of this 2697-nucleotide messenger RNA. NCBI's taxonomy places the organism in Eukaryota, Viridiplantae, Streptophyta, Zygnematophyceae, Desmidiales, Closteriaceae. The record is from the annotation of a GenBank genome assembly.